This is a messenger RNA of Trypanosoma grayi, 396 nucleotides long. RefSeq lists its product as hypothetical. The transcript has a single exon. NCBI's taxonomy places the organism in Eukaryota, Euglenozoa, Kinetoplastea, Trypanosomatida, Trypanosomatidae. Bases 1 to 396 code for a protein of 131 amino acids. The record is from RefSeq and is a predicted model, not a curated record.
AUGGCGACGCAGCAGGGCACUUCUGCCACGAUAUUUCCCACAUACAAUGAAGUGAUGCGUCGCUGCUUUAUCAGACGUUCCGCAGCACUCUUCAGUGCGUACUGGCUACUGAAGAAGACGUGCGGAGGACGUGGUGGCCCUGCAUGCCUUUUCAACCCCAAGACGCACUUUAAACUGUCGACACAGCACCCACUUACACCACCACUUCUCCUGGGACGUACUCCCGCUGUCUGGUGGCUGCAGUGGAUCCACCGAACAUUUUGUGGAAAUCAAAUGCCUGGCGACGUUGCGGACCCCGUAGCAGCGCUUAGCGCUACUGAACAUCAGGUGCACUUCCAGCAGUCUGUUCAGACGUGCGCCAGACGCCAUCACCAUUCCACCGUGUAUGGCGCAUAA